This is a messenger RNA of Cricetulus griseus (Chinese hamster), 384 nucleotides long. Lineage: Eukaryota; Metazoa; Chordata; Mammalia; Rodentia; Cricetidae. The record is from RefSeq and is a predicted model, not a curated record.
AUUGGUACCGCGAGAACGAAAACGUAUGUGCAAGAGCACUCUGUAGUCGACCUGGUAAAGAAGACAAUGGAGCUCAAGCCCACCAACAUCUCAUUUACAAAUAUGGUCUCAGUAGAGGAGAGGAUCACUUACAAGCCGCACCCCCAGGACCCAGAGAAAACUGUCCUGACCCAGGAAGCCAUCAUCACCGUGAAAGGGGUCAGCCUCAGCAGCUACCUUGAAGGACUCAUGGCAAGCACCAUAUCUUCCAACCCUAACAAAGGCUGGGAAGCAAUGGAAUGGGUGAUCCAUAAACUGAAUGCCGAGAUUGAAGACUUGGCAGCAUCAGCAAGAGGAAGCCUACGGAUGCCGAUGGCAGCCGCGGCAGCUUUGGUGGAAAAAUGA